GCAGAUUGAGAGUACCACACCAAUGACAGAUUCCGUGCCGUCACUGUGAGCGAUACAUCUCAAUCUAUCCGUUGCAACCUUGCAGAUAAUGGCCAGGUUGUUGCAGGUGCCUGGCAGGUGAGUUACCAGGAUGCAGCAAACUGAUUCCCCUGUUAUUUAAGCAUCGGUGGCGCAAGUCUAUUGUUCCCGCCAGAAGUCGCCGGCAUUCGCAAUGUUUCUCACACGCCUUUGGAGUUUCAGCUUUCUUCUUCUUCUUCUGGCGCUCGGUGCUACUGGAUUCGCCCGGUUGGUGACAAUCCCUACGAUUCCUUUUGUCGAGCGAAACGGCACAUUUUCUCUAAACCAUGUCACGAGCAUUGUGGUGAACUCACGCUAUACAGACCAUGUGGAUGAGCAGGGGCAGACUUUGAUUCCUCCAACGCUCAAGGAGUUCGCGUCGACAUUUCAAGAAGAUCUUCGGUCGUCGUUGGGCCUUGACGUGCCGCUCACAUUCAACAAGAGUAGAGGAGUGGAUUCCAUCUUUCUAACUCUCACCAAUCAUUCGGGCUUUCGCGAUGUUGCUGGGCGGUACACUUCCGAAGCAUAUGCGUUAGAUGUCGAUAGCCAUGGGAUCACGGUCGCCGGUGCGAGUCCGCUUGGUGUCUGGUGGGGUUCGCGCUCGCUGAUCCAGGCUGCGGUAUUGGGUGGCCAUGCUCUUCCACAUGGCUCUGCCGUUGAUGCGCCUGGCUGGUCCAGUCGAGGAGUAAUGCUUGACGUCGGUCGCCAUUACUACCCUCCCGACUUCCUGGUGGAGAUGUGCUCGUACCUGUCGUUCUUCAAGCAGAACGUGUUUCACCUGCAUCUUAGCGAUAAUCUCUAUAACAAUGUCGAUUUGUAUUCCACUCAAGAGUCAAUGGAUCUGUAUGCGGCGUUUCGUCCGUGGACCGACGACCCAGCGCUGGCAGGUCUCAACAAGCGCGCCAACGAAUCGUACACGCAGGCCCAAUUUGACCAGAUCCAGCUCCAGUGUGCUCGUCGGGGUGUUGCCAUCAUUCCUGAGAUUGAGGCGCCAGGGCACGCCUUAGCUAUCGUCCAAUGGCGACCGGAGCUGGGUCUUAAGGAUCUCAGCCUGCUCAAUAUCAGCCAUCCUGAUACACUACCGACCAUGAAAACCAUCUGGAAGACUCUCCUUCCUUGGUUCCACAGCAAGACCGUCCACCUCGGGGCAGACGAAUACAACUCUUCUCUGGUAUCUGACUAUACAGGGUUCGUGAACCAGCUCAAUGAGUACAUUCAGGGCGAGUCCGGCAAAAGCGUUCGGAUCUGGGGCACGUUCACUCCUUCGCAGGGCGCAAAUGUGUCUAAGGAUGUUUCGAUCCAGCAUUGGGAGUACUUUGAAGACAAUCCGUACUUUGACUACAUUCAAAACGGAUACAAUGUCCUUAACUCGGAUGAUGCGUUCUACAUUGUUGGGAAGUGGUCCGGGAGCUACCCUCAGUAUCUGAACAAGACCCGAGUAUUCCACGGCAAUCCCGCUACUGGAGGCGCCUAUGCGCCUAAUAUUUUCGACACGAAGAAUGCCACAAACAACCCACCGCGCGACGACCCUCACGUGUUGGGGCACAUUGCCGCGCUGUGGAACGACUUUGGACCGAACGCCACCACGGCCCUGGAGGCCUACUACUCGUGGCGAGAUGUCCUUCCUGCCUUGGGCGAUAAGCAAUGGGGUGGUGAUCUCCUCGAAGCCGAAUACGAUGCCGUAUCUACCAAACUUCACGCAGCAGUCCCCGGACAGAAUCUUGAUCGUCAGAUUUCCAGCAAGGGGAAGCGCAUUCUGGAAUAUCGGUUUUCCCACAGGAACGGCACCAAAAUCGCAGAUCUUUCCGGAAACAAUUACCACGGCACUGUCCAUGGAUGCCAAAUCCACAAUGACUCGGCCACAUUCUUCUCCCACCAGUGCUACCUGCAGACCCCGCUCAGCAGCAAAGGAAGAGACUACACGCUCUCCUUCUCUGUGAAGCCCACCUCUUCAGUCCCCGGGGCGCUUUUCUCAGGCCUCGACUCGACCCUACUGAACGGAAAUGGGUCGAUCAGCAACGUUAUGAUGGUGAGCGGUGGUGAGGCGUAUGUACUGAACUAUACUCUUCCGGUGGGUGUCUGGACGGAUGUGAGUUUGGUUGGCAAGGGUAAUCGGACGUUUCUUCGGGUGUCGGAGGCGAAUGGCCAGGAGGCUAGCCUGGAGUUUUUGGCUAGGUUAGGGGUUGACGGGGACAGUCUGGUUUGGGCGCCUAUUGCGAUUGAGGCGCCUUUGGCGAGGGUUGGGGAAGGGUUCACGGGGACGAUGAGGAGUCUUUCGCUGUGGGGUGUUGCAAAGUGAGGGUUCUCGGAUAGAUGGUCUGGAGGGAUAGGUGUGUGGUUUAAUCGUUGUUGACGAUGAGGUGGGAAUAAGAGGCUGAUGGAUUGGGGUGGCAGCAGAUGUGAAAACGAGAUACAUUGUUGCUGGCAGAGUUUCCUGCUCGGCCAGGCCAGUUAGCAAUCGAGAUAUGUGUCAUAUGCUCCCCCGGGUCCUCAAAUUGCCUUCAGCUGAGCUACAGGAG
This is a messenger RNA of Aspergillus homomorphus CBS 101889, 2576 nucleotides long. Its product is annotated as glycoside hydrolase. Gene Ontology annotation, biological process: carbohydrate metabolic process. The coding region runs from base 212 to 2356 and encodes 714 amino acids. The record is from RefSeq and is a predicted model, not a curated record. NCBI's taxonomy places the organism in Eukaryota, Fungi, Ascomycota, Eurotiomycetes, Eurotiales, Aspergillaceae. The transcript has 3 exons. Gene Ontology annotation, molecular function: beta-N-acetylhexosaminidase activity.